UUGGAAGGUUGAUUUAAAUUUCUGUGUAAAAUGGCUGGAAAAACCGAUGAAAAUUAUUUCCAUAGAUGGUUGGCUCUUAAAUCAACCAAAGAAAAAAGUGUCGAUCUGCUGAAUGCCUUUGAAAUGUCUGGUUAUCGCUGGUUCUCAACUAUUCGUGGCUACAAACAGGUAAAACCAAUAACAAGGAAACACUACAUUAUUGGAUUGACGAUUGACUUUUUAGGACUGAUAACGGUUUUAAGAGGUUUCCUCAUAAUCUUGAUUCCAAACUCAACAAUUCGUAUUCUGUUGGGUGAUUUAUUUGUUGGUUCACCCGCUGAAGAGAUUCAAGUUUCGCUAAUUACGAUGCUGUUUACACUGUCAAGUGGUUUAAAGUACAACGGAUUUUUAGUCGAACGAAAAGGACCUAUCAGAGUAUAUCAAAUUCUGUACCAUGAAAUUCGAGUCUCCAAAUUUGAUAGGAAACAAUUCAUGUUGACUCGAGAAGAUGAUUCCAGUCUUAGAAAGGGUUGGUACUUGUUUGGACGUUUUUAUUUCAUUGCAACUCCAUUAACCUGUUUAGGUAUCGCAGGUUGGCUGAUAUUUGCCUUCACAGUUAACCCAAUCAAUUACAGUAAUCCAGUCAAUUUGAUUGCCACAAGCUUCUGGACCAUUUUAACAAGUAUCAUUUUCACAUUGGGUGCUUAUUCAACAAUCUGGCUUUAUUGUCACAACACAAUGUUUAUUCCAUUUGUAACCUUAUCAUUGAAUUCAGUUCAAAAGUUGGGCAAGUCAAUCAUGGGGCAUAAAAAAACUGCUCAAGGAGACAUCUUGAAAUACUUUGCUCAACAAAAUCGCAUCUACAAUUUUAUACAUUUGUGUACAACCGACUUGGGUACAAUAAUUUCAUAUGGGGUUCUCAUAGUCUCGGCUACAGCUGAUUUCGCCAUGUUUACCAGUAUUUUCAUCGGAACUGGGAGUGAUCUUUUUGAUUACAUUAUCCUUUCCGUCGGAAUCAUGUCUUUCGGUGCCAUUGUGGGAAUCAAUGUAUUUUCAGCCUUUACUACACACAGAAUAGCGCUGUGUAACUCGGUUAAUUAUCAGUUAGCAAGACGAUGUAAACUCGAUUUACAAUCAAGUAUCAAACUUUUAGCUACUUGUGAACGUAUUAACACAGCUCCAAUCGGCUUCACUCUUAGUGGAAUUGCUAUCAUGGAUUCUGAACAUUUGCUUCUGUAUCUCCUGGAAAAUGCUGGAUUAAUGUUAAUGUUUAUAACAAACUUUAACAAAGCAACUGUAAACUGAAUCUUAAGCAUAAAUUGGCUCAACAUUUGAAUUGACAAUAGGUUAUAAGAUUGAUAGCUAUUGAUUACCAAUAGACAUUAUUAAAUGGUCAAAUCCUAUGGAAAGCACAUAUCUAUUGUAUUUUUGCACCGAUGAUAAAAUUAUGCUCAUUAGGUGACAAUUUCAGUUUCACCAGUGAAUCAAUCAUUUUAAAUUUGCUUUUGAAAUUGGUUAAAAAUGGCUUCUGUUGGUUGCUUCUUGACAAUUAUUCAUCAAAUUCACUUCUGAAUCAACAUGCAUAUUUUCAAAGGCACACAAAAUUUAUCAAUUUCACUAUUUCAAUCUGCACUAUUCCAUGAUCCAUUAAUAAAAUUUUCAAAUCUAUCACAAAA
Tetranychus urticae (two-spotted spider mite) is the source of this 1655-nucleotide messenger RNA. RefSeq lists its product as uncharacterized. Lineage: Eukaryota; Metazoa; Arthropoda; Arachnida; Trombidiformes; Tetranychidae. The record is from RefSeq and is a predicted model, not a curated record.